Messenger RNA from Symbiodinium sp. CCMP2456, 1470 nucleotides. Lineage: Eukaryota; Dinophyceae; Suessiales; Symbiodiniaceae. The record is from the annotation of a GenBank genome assembly.
AUGUUCUCCUACUUCAAGGAAUUAGGCCACCUAGUCCAGGAACUUUGUGAGAGCCAUAUCCCGGAAGGGAACGCAGAAGGACUAGAAGAAGAAGAAAGUGGAAAGGAAAGUGAAGAAGGAAGAGAGAUGGCACAGUCCGUGAAGGAGAUCAAGGAGAUCAUGGCGAAGCAGACAGAGAGUAUAAAGGAACUCAAGCAAGAUAUAGCAGGAAUGAAGGAACCGGUGCUUCAGCAAAGCCAGCUAACAGCAUUGGCGAUAAAGGAACUGACCCAGGAAGUUAGGGACCUCCAGGCCAACUUCAAGGAACUUCAAGGAAGAUGGGAUGCGUUCAUCGAAGAGGAAGACAAGGCAAGAGGAGAAUACGCGAAGUACUUUGAAGAGCAGGAAAGGCUAAAGGAAGUGCUCAUGGAGGAGCGCGACCGUUUUCUUGAAAGGGAACUGAGAAUGGAAGGCCACCAAGGACCAAGGACUUCUACGUCACCUACGUGUAAAGGAAUAGAAGAAGAUGAGGACAUCAGCCAGUACAGUGACCGCGCCUACUUCGACAGGAAGCAAGAAGAAGAGGAAGCCAAGGAAGCAAUGGAAGAGAAUGAGAACGAGUACUACACUCAGUCAUAUGAGAUUUCAGAGGAAGAAGCAGGAGAAGCAUGGCCAGAGGAACCAGAGACAACAGAAGCGACAGGAUCAGAGGAGCAGAAGGAUGAAGAAGAAGAAGCAAAGCCAAAGAGCCAGCAGACACAAGAAGAGUUCGAAGAGGAAAGGGAGAAACUCUUGGCAAAGGCAAGGGCAAACAUUGCCCAGAAGGAAGCGAAGAGAAAGGAACAGGAAAAGAAUUUCAAGCCGCCUGUGGACAAGAGCCAGGAAUUCAAGUACUACACCGAAGGAGGCCAUAUCUGGAGACAAAGCCAUGAAACAGGAGAAAAGAUUUGGUGGAACUACGACUUCAAGUACAAGCACCAGAAAGGAAAAGGAAAGGAAGCCUACGAGAAAGCAGGAAAAGGAAGUCGACCACAUCAGCCCUUUCAACCAAGAGACGAAGAGGACAAAGAAUAUUGGGCAAACAUGGAUGAGGAGACCAACAUAGGACCAACAAAACAAGAGGACUUUGUCAGAGGAAAAGACCCCAGCGAUGAAAAGGACAAGAACUACUACGCAGUCUAUUCUUACGGUGGAGUCGAACACCAAUGGAAGUGGAACAGUGUGAACCAUCAAUGGUACUAUUUCGAUCUGGAAGCGCGCCGUUGGAACAAGCAAGAAGGAAGAGACCCAAAGGGAAAGGACACUUGCAUAAUGCAAGAACAGAAAUGGCGCAACUCCAAAGGAAAAGGAAAAGGAAAGAAAGGAAAGAAGAGCAAAGACGAUGACGAUGAAGAAAUGGCCAAGCACUCACCCGAGUACUACGACAUCGAAGCAGGAAAACAAGAGAAGGAUAAAGAACCAGACAGCAGCAAGGACGCGAACUUCCAGUAA